AUGAGGCCGGGGACUGGAGCCGAGCGUGGAGGCCUCAUGAUGGGGUAUCCUGGCAUGCAUUACGCACCAAUGGGAAUGCACCCUAUGGGUCAGAGAGCAAACAUGCCUCCUGUACCUCAUGGAAUGAGGCCGCAGAUGAUGCCCCCUAUGGGAGGGCCUCCAAUGGGACAAAUGCCUGGAAUGAUGUCUUCUGUGAUGUCAGGAAUGAUGAUGUCUCAUAUGUCUCAGGCUUCCAUGCAACCUGCCUUACCGCCUGGAGUAAAUAGUAUGGAUGUAGCAGCAGGUGCAGCAUCUGGUGCAAAAUCAAUGUGGACAGAACAUAAAUCACCCGAUGGAAGGACUUAUUAUUACAAUACUGAAACAAAACAAUCUACCUGGGAAAAACCAGAUGAUUUACAAACACCUGCUGAGCAACUCUUGUCUAAAUGCCCGUGGAAGGAGUACAAAUCUGAUUCUGGGGAGCCUUAUUACUAUAAUUCUCAAACUAAAGAGUCCCGCUGGGCCAAACCAAAGGAACUUGAGGAUCUUGAAGGAUACAAGAAUACCAUUGUUGCUGGAGGUCUUAUUACAAAAUCAAACCUGCAUGCUAUGAUCAAAGCUGAAGAAAGCAGCAAGCAAGAAGAAUGUACUACAACGUCAACAGCCCCAGUUCCUACAACAGAAAUCCCUACCACUAUGAGCACCAUGGCUGCUGCAGAAGCAGCAGCUGCUGUUGUUGCUGCUGCUGCAGCCGCUGCAGCAGCUGCUAAUGCCAAUACUUGGAAUACAAAGGAGGAGGCAAAGCAAGCAUUUAAAGAAUUAUUGAAAGAAAAGCGGGUACCCUCUAAUGCUUCGUGGGAGCAAGCUAUGAAAAUGAUCAUUAAUGAUCCUCAGUAUAGUGCUUUAGCAAAGCUGAGUGAAAAAAAGCAGGCUUUUAAUGCCUAUAAAGUCCAGACCGAGAAAGAGGAAAAAGAAGAAGCAAGAUCAAAAUACAAAGAAGCUAAGGAAUCUUUUCAGCGUUUCCUUGAAAAUCAUGAGAAAAUGACUUCCACAACCAGAUACAAAAAAGCCGAGCAAAUGUUUGGGGAGAUGGAAGUUUGGAAUGCUAUAUCAGAGCAUGAUCAUCUUGAAAUCAAUGAAGAUGUUUUGUUCUUCCUUUCAAAAAAAGAAAAGGAACAAGCAAAGCAGUUACGAAAGAGAAAUUGGGAAGCCUUAAAAAAUAUACUUGACAACAUGGCUAAUGUCACGUAUUCUACUACUUGGUCUGAAGCCCAGCAGUAUCUGAUGGAUAAUCCAACGUUUGCAGAGGAUGAAGAAUUACAGAACAUGGAUGAAGAAGAUGCACUAAUAUGCUUUGGGGAACACAUCUGGGCUUUAGAAAAGGAAGAAGAAGAAGAAAAACAGAAGACUUUGUUGAGAGAAAGGAGACGGCAGCGUAAAAAUAGGGAAUCUUUUCAGAUAUUCUUAGAUGAACUACAUGAUCAUGGACAACUACAUUCUAUGUCCUCUUGGAUGGAACUGUAUCCAACUAUUAGUUCUGACAUUAGAUUCACUAAUAUGCUCGGUCAGCUGGUUUUUUCAUUAGGAUCAACUGCACUUGAUCUUUUCAAGUUUUAUGUUGAAGAUCUUAAAGCACGUUAUCAUGAAAAAAAGAUAAUAAAAGACAUGCUGAAGGAUAAAGGAUUUGUAGUUGAAGUAAACACCACUUUUGAAGAUUUUGUGGCAAUAAUAAGUUCAACAAAAAGAUCAACUACUUUGGAUGCUGGAAAUAUCAAGUUGGCUUUCAAUAGUUUACUAGAAAAGGCAGAAGCCCGUGAACGUGAAAGAGAAAAAGAGGAAGCACGAAAAAUGAAAAGAAAAGAGUCUGCAUUUAAGAGUAUGUUGAAACAGGCUGCUCCUCCAAUAGAGCUGGAUGCUGUCUGGGAAGACAUCCGGGAGAGAUUUGUAAAAGAACCAGCAUUUGAAGACAUAACUCUAGAAUCUGAAAGAAAAAGAAUAUUUAAAGAUUUCAUGCAUGUGCUUGAGCAUGAAUGUCAACAUCAUCAUUCAAAGAACAAGAAACAUUCUAAGAAAUCUAAAAAACACCAUAGGAAAUGCUCCCGCUCUGGAUCGGGAUCAGAUUCAGAUGAUGAUGAUAGCUAUUCAAAGAAAAAAAGACAGCGAUCAGAGUCCCAUUCUGCUUCAGAACAUUCUUCUAGUGCUGAAUCUGAGAGAAGUUAUAAGAAAUCAAAAAAGCAUAAGAAGAAAAGCAAAAAGAGGAGACAUAAAUCUGACUCUCCAGAAUCAGAUACUGAACGAGAGAAGGAUAAGAAAGAUAAAGAUCGGGAUGAAAAAGACAGAAGUAGACAAAGAUCAGAAUCAAAACACAAAUCACCUAAGAAAAAGACUGGAAAGGAUUCUGGUAACUGGGAUACUUCUGGCAGUGAACUGAGUGAAGGGGAAUUAGAAAAACGCAGAAGAACCCUUUUGGAGCAACUGGAUGAUGAUCAAUAAAUUAUACCAAAUAUA
Messenger RNA from Peromyscus maniculatus bairdii (prairie deer mouse), 2487 nucleotides. The record is from RefSeq and is a predicted model, not a curated record. Lineage: Eukaryota; Metazoa; Chordata; Mammalia; Rodentia; Cricetidae.